UGUCGCUAGUAUCAUUCAGCGAAAUCAGAAAAAUGUAUUCUCACUCAUCAAAAUAAUCUAUAACAAACUUGAAAAGAAAAGGUCCUUAUUAACGUGCAUUAUUUUUACAGUAGUUACUGAACAUUGAAUCACAAUGGCUCGUAGAUAUGAUACACGAACUACAAUUUUCUCCCCGGAAGGGCGUUUAUAUCAAGUGGAAUAUGCCAUGGAAGCUAUCAGUCAUGCCGGGACUUGUCUUGGAAUCCUUGCAAAUGAUGGAAUACUUUUAGCAGCCGAAAGAAGAAAUACAAAUAAACUUCUAGAUGAAGUAUUUUUUUCUGAAAAAAUUUAUAAACUUAAUGACGAUGUUGUUUGCUCAGUGGCUGGUAUAACAUCUGACGCUAACGUCUUAACGAAUGAACUUAGAUUAAUUGGUCAACGUUAUUUACUCCAAUACGGUGAAACAAUACCAUGUGAACAACUUGUCUCUUGGUUAUGUGAUGUUAAACAAGCAUACACUCAAUUUGGUGGUAAAAGACCAUUUGGUGUAUCCAUUCUUUAUAUGGGAUGGGACAAACACUACGGCUACCAAUUAUAUCAGUCUGAUCCCAGCGGUAAUUACGGUGGCUGGAAAGCAACAUGUAUAGGAAAUAAUUCAGCUGCGGCAAUUUCUUCAUUGAAACAAGAAUACAAAGAAGGUGAAACUACUUUGAAAGACGCUCAAGCUCUUGCAAUUAAAGUCUUGUCGAAAACUCUUGACAUGACGAAACUUACUGCUGAAAAAGUGGAAAUGGCAACACUAACGCGGGAAAAUGGUAAAACAAUUACACGAAUUUUACCUGCAGCUGAAGUGACAGCACUGAUUGAAGAACAUGAUCGAUUAGAAGCACUCGCAGAACAAGCGAAAAAAGAAAAGCAGAAGAUUUAAUCUUUUAUGAAAUAAAUAAUUGCACUGUGGCGUGUAUUAUUUUAGGAUUAUACACAGAACAGUAUCCUGAUAAGUAAAACUAUUAAUUUUUUCAUUUCAUAUAAAAUAAAAUAACAUUUAUUAAA
Messenger RNA from Chelonus insularis, 1032 nucleotides. It is a transcript of the gene Prosalpha3, whose product is annotated as proteasome alpha3 subunit. Gene Ontology annotation, biological process: ubiquitin-dependent protein catabolic process; proteasomal protein catabolic process. Lineage: Eukaryota; Metazoa; Arthropoda; Insecta; Hymenoptera; Braconidae. Gene Ontology annotation, cellular component: nucleus; proteasome core complex; cytosol. The transcript is spliced from 3 exons. The record is from RefSeq and is a predicted model, not a curated record. The coding region runs from base 134 to 907 and encodes 257 amino acids.